This is a messenger RNA of Lathyrus sativus (Indian pea), 1209 nucleotides long. The record is from the annotation of a GenBank genome assembly. NCBI's taxonomy places the organism in Eukaryota, Viridiplantae, Streptophyta, Magnoliopsida, Fabales, Fabaceae.
AUGGGUUCUGAUUCAAAAUCGCAUGAUGACACCGAGCAGAAGAAUAGUUGUGAAGUGAUGUCUAAGGUGUUGGUUCCUGAAAAGAAUGAUUGUGAAGUGAUGUCUAAGGUGUUGGUUCCUGAAAAGAAUGAAUGCGAAGUGAUGUCUAAGGUGUUGGUUCCUGAAAAGAAUGAUUGUGAAGUGAUGUCUAAGGCGUUGCUUCCUCAAGACUUGAUGCUUUAUAUAUUUCAUUUGGUUCCUAUUUAUUGCCUUAUCGACUCUGCAAGGUAUGUUUCCAAACAUUGGGCCGCCACUUUUAAUCAACUCGACUCACGCCGUGUGCGUUCUACGACUGGUAUUUUCGUUGAAAACCCCUAUUUCCCACGCGAUUCAUAUUUCUUGGAAUUCAAAGAUGACGCAUUUGAAACCAUUUCUUUACCAACACCUCCAAAUAUGGGAUAUUUAAUAGGUACUUGUAAUGGCAUUUUCAUGUUUUCGACUCCAGACAAAGACAUGAUUUAUCUUGCAAACCCCAUCCUCAAGUGUUGGCUUAGACUUGCUCCUUUUCCCAUCUCUCGAUCAACUAUAAAUUUUAUGAAUCAAUGUACUAUAGCAUGUGUUCCUCGUACUGCUAAAUUCAAGGUUUUCUUUCAAGAUAUCGUUGUUUCGGAUGCUCCUUCCUAUUCCUAUUCCUAUGUUUUCUAUGUGCUAAGAGUUGGAAUAGAUAACUCAUGGAAAGAGAUUGCCAGAAAAGAAGCUCCCCGUAAUGGCCAUAUAUCAUGGAAACCACUUUAUAGUGGAGGCAAUCAUCUGUAUUGGAUAACAUCAGAGGGAAUUAUUGUCUUCCAUGUUGACAAGGAAAUUAUUGUGCGAGAAUAUCCACUUUGCCUUCCUCUUAGACCCAAACCAAACUAUUUGUGGACCGGUAAUCACAUUGCUUGCAUUGCGACUAAAAGUUGUUGCAAAGCAUAUCAAAUCCACAUUCUGGAUUUUGAUUCUGGAAAAUGGUCUCUUUAUCAUGAGACCGGACCAUUUGAUUAUACCACUCCACAACUGAAAUUCCUAUUGUGGAUCAAUCAUCAAAUUAUCUUUAUAGUCGCUCUAUCAGAACAAUACAUACAUUUUGCUUACAAUGUCAACACCAAACAAUUUACAAAGAUCGACCACAUUGCCGUCCACCCCUCCCAUCACGUAUGGCUUCACACUAAUACUCUUGUUUCUUUGCCAUAA